Corapipo altera (White-ruffed manakin) is the source of this 4403-nucleotide messenger RNA. RefSeq names its product ORMDL sphingolipid biosynthesis regulator 3 (gene ORMDL3). The transcript is spliced from 4 exons. The record is from RefSeq and is a predicted model, not a curated record. Bases 67 to 528 code for a protein of 153 amino acids. Gene Ontology annotation, biological process: ceramide metabolic process; negative regulation of ceramide biosynthetic process; intracellular sphingolipid homeostasis. Gene Ontology annotation, cellular component: endoplasmic reticulum membrane. Lineage: Eukaryota; Metazoa; Chordata; Aves; Passeriformes; Pipridae.
CGCCGAGCCGAGCCGAGCCGGGCCGGGCCGUGCGGGAGCGGGGCUCCCGUGGGACACGAGGGCAGGAUGAACGUGGGGACGGCGCACAGCGAGGUGAACCCCAACACCCGCGUCAUGAACAGCCGCGGCAUCUGGCUGUCCUACGUGCUGGGCAUCGGGCUGCUGCACGUCGUGCUGCUCAGCAUCCCCUUCUUCAGCGUCCCCGUGGUCUGGACCCUCACCAACAUCAUCCACAACCUGAGCAUGUACAUCUUCCUGCACACCGUGAAGGGAACCCCCUUCGAGACCCCGGACCAGGGCAAGGCCCGGCUGCUCACGCACUGGGAGCAGAUGGAUUACGGAGUCCAGUUCACCGCCUCCCGCAAGUUCCUCACCAUCAUGCCCAUCGUCCUGUAUUUUCUAACCAGCUUUUACACCAAGUACGACCGGAUACACUUCAUCAUCAACACCAUCUCCCUCAUGAGCGUCCUGAUCCCCAAACUGCCUCAGUUCCAUGGAGUCCGGAUCUUUGGGAUCAACAAGUACUGAGCGGCGUGGCUGGAGCGGACGGCGGAGGAGCAGGGAAAGGGGGAAUUCCUUCUCCCCAGCCCUGUUUCCUCUUCCCACGCAGACUGGGAUGUGAUUUCGGAGUGGCUGUUCAAAGGCAGAUCCCAACAGACACAUUCCGCAUGCUGGAUCCUCGUGCCCAAUAAAUCCAAACCAGCUCCAGAGUAGAGUUUAGUGCGGAGCAGGACACGCGACACCGGAUUUCUCUUAUCCCGGUGUCACCAGUAGAUGCAAAACCACCGAGACUUGGAGGUACAACAAGGAUGAAUUCUGGGAAGAGUCUCAUCUGUCCCAGACAUGGAAUGACAAGGACAGGGGUGAGGGGAAAAGCUUUUAGUGCUGGUACUAUUGCUGUGGUAAAUGCACUUUAAAAUACCUUUCCCUUCCUGAAGCCGGGUGCUUUGAGCAGUACAUGGGGGAAAUCCAAAGGGAUACAGCCAGACUUUCCCAGGACUGGAUUGUUUUGGGGUCUGAGUUCCAGUUUUAGGCAGAUCUGAACGACAGAUUUUUAUUCUGCAGUCUUUGACACCACUGAGAAGGGAAGUUCUUUUCCUAAAAACAGCACAGGAAGGAACAACCUGCAGUUUGACAAAGCUUCUGCUUUCCUACAGCACCAUCCAUGUGGUCCGGGGAAAAGGUGGAUAGAUCCCAAAUCAUGCUCAUUAUUUUCAGUUUAUACCCAAAUCUGUCCAGGUAACUCCUCUCCCCACUGCUGGUUUUUAAGCACAGGAGGGCUCGGGGGGCAUUUGGAUCAAGGGCUGGGGGUGGAUGAUUUAAUGAUUGACAACAAAUGCCACCGAGCUCCUUGGGACAUGGACAUGGAGGGGUGUGGGAGAGGCUCACACUGGACAGGUACAGGCCCAACGAGGUGGAGGCCUGAUUGCUCUAAUCAAGCACACAGCCAUCCUUGACUUUAAUUGGAAUUUUUCUCCUCAGUCCAGCUCCUUGGUUAAGUCCGUGUGACUGGGAUUUGUCAGUUCUCCAGUUACUCAUGGAGUCGAGGGAAGUGAGGGUUGGAUUUCUUCUGGCUUACCUGGAAAUCUGUCCCUCAGCUCCACACCCAAGGGCCACGUGAGGAGCAGCAGCAGCAGCAGAUGAAUUGACCAGCAGAGGGAUUCAGUGGGUCACUGAUAAGAGAUUAUUUCACAGAGGAACAAACUCAAUCCUUUUCCCUCAAAUUACCACCUCAGACAGGUUCAGAUUUCCUGGCUGAGACAGCUUUUUCCUGUUCAAAAUAAUCCCAUUUUCUUUUGGUUUAUGUUCCAGGUGGAAUAUUUUCUCUCAUACUUCCCCUGAAACCCCAUGAAAACCUGUAUUUCUGUUGUCUUAGUGCUUAUAUUGUCUCAUCUUUCUGACAAUGGGAUAAAACCUUUUAAAUCUGCUAUUUUUGUUCCUGCAGUAGCAAUUCCAGCUUUAGAGGCCGUGGUGGAGAGCGUUGAGUUGUUGGAUGGUCUGAGCAUAGGACAUGGAUUGGGGAAUUUCAGGUUUGCACCUAAAAUCUGUUACUCUGUGCAUAAUUUUAGGGAAGCUGCUUCACUUCUCUCUCUCAGACUUCCUAUGGGACUGCUACGGGGCAGGGAAAACAUUCAGUGUACCUCAGAGGGCUGCUGGAAUGCAGGGAGAAUCACUCCCUAAUAUGUUUGAAAAGUGGAAAUAUAAGUGAAAAGGAUGUUUUCAAGAAGGUAGAAAGAGAAAAGAGUCUGGCUGGAGACCCCAGGGCGUUGACAGACAUGAAAUUUCCCUGAUGGGGAGGUUAAACCUUAAAUGUAACCCCCAGGACAUAAGGACUGCUGCUUUAGUUAAGGUACUCUCUACCCUAAUCGGCUCUUUAAGCUACUAGACAAUGAUAAUUGUUAUCAAAAUAGAGAUAUUUCAUCAAUCAGCUUGGAAAUGGCACAGGAAUGAGCAGUAUCCCUGCGGGAAUGGCUGCUCUGGGGAGCAGGUCCUGGCAGGGUGGCUGAGGCUGUACCCAAAAUACUGUGUGGUGCUGAACAGACCUGAGUGUCUGCCCAGGCACAGCUUCCAUCUCCAGAGGGAAGAAAAUGAAUUGUUUUGGUAGAAAAAAAGGGGAGAAACAGCACUUUUUUUGGCAACAGAAAGAGUCUCUAGGUGCUUACAGACAUGUCUCCUCACAGGCAGACAUAUGCUGGGUAGUUCUAAGCAUAUGCACAUCACAGAGUGAAGGCAGGUUUGAUAAUUUUAGAAUAAUUGUAAAUUGAAGGGAUCAGCUUUUCUUGAUGAGAUAGAGCAAUUCCCACAGCCUCCCUGAAGGCACUACAACAGCUGAGAGUCUGAGCACUCGUGCUGGUCACUGACACUAAGGACAUCUGACUCUGUUUUGUUAAAUUAAAUAUAACUGUGAACCAGAAUUGGAUUAUAAACUUUGCAAACAAGCAGGUUUUAAAGCCUGAAGUCCAAAAUUUAUAAUUAAGGUUUUGCCUAACAGCAGAAGUAAACUUUUCUGACUUCUCUGCUUCACACAAAUGAUUAAAAACAGCCUACCUAGGGGUUAUGUGACAGUGACAGUCUUUACAACACAGGCAUCAUUUUUCCAUGGAAUAACUGCAGUUAACUUGGACUCAGUCCAAUCAAGGGAAACAUAAGUGGAAACAGGAAGAAUAUGGAAAGAAGCAAGUUGAAGAAAGAUUUCUUCUUAUAUUGUGUUAAGUGUCUACAUACAAUUAAUAAGUAUUUGAACAAUUACAAACCUGGCAGAAUCUUCCUUAAGAUCCCAGCUUAAGGGUAGGUGUCAGGAUUAAUCAAAAAUAGAAAAGCAAUAAGUUAAUUGUAAUUAAACCAUAUUGUUAGGGGUAUCUGAGAGAGUCUGAAGUGAAAGGACAGCAUGGGCAGGCUGAGGAGUUGUCAGACGUGUCCUUAGAGGUGACAGAUCAGGGAUGAAGUCAUAUUUUAGGUGGAGAACCCAAACAUGAGCAGAACUCCUUUUAAAGUGGAGUUUUCCCCAGGUACCUGUGUGGAGGAGAUAAGUGACCAUUGCUGAUUUUAAAUGGGAUUCUGAUCACAUUUAAGUGGGAUUCUGAUCUGAUAGAUUUUCAUAUGAAACUUGUCCUGUAUCAUAAGCAGGACAAAUCUUACCUGGAGAGAUCAAGGUGGGCUCCACCCUGUGAUGGAGGAACAAUUCCUGGUGAGCAGGUACUUCAACAGCUUUUCCUUUUGGUUCUGCAAUGAAAGAGAAAAGCUUUUGAAAGCCUGGGACCCUUCUCAGGAACUGGCAGCAGCCUUGCACUGGGCCAAGCCUCCUAAGCCACUGUCAGCACCACGCACGUAUCCACAGGGUACAGCGGUCCCUGCUCCAGGACAGUGGGAAAACCAGCAAGUUUUUCCAGCCUGAUGCUCCUGAAUUAGGGAUCCUGUCUUGGGAUUCAUCUAACAGAGCUACCAGGGUGGCAAACAGUGCAAACCUUCGCAGGAAAAAGCCUUUAAAAUAAACAAGAUUUAGGGCUACUUCAUUCCCGAGUACUUUUAUUUUUGAAUUUUGGGUUGUUUUUAGAAGCUCGGUACUGGCCCUCGAGGAGGGGACAGCAGUGGGUUAACACAUUAAUAUUCCUCAUUGUAACUUAUGUUGCUUUAUCAUUGCCUAUAAUAGCUCUUAAGCAUGCGAGUGUUGGUGUAUCUGUAUCCUCCCUGGAUCAGUUUAAUGAGCUGAAUUAAUUGGGAGGUUUUUUUAAAGGAAUGUUCUGUACAAAGUUUUAGGGUUUUUUUUCCCAGUAGCCCUUCUUUUUGCUGUGGAUACAGGAGUCUCAAGUAGAGAACUUUCUAAAAUAAAGUGUGAAUAUUUUUAUUACUCCUUUGUACAGUGUUCUAAGAGAGACUAAUAAAGUUAAGUAUUCAGGUAAAAA